Molecule: messenger RNA, 803 nt
Organism: Quercus lobata
Lineage: Eukaryota; Viridiplantae; Streptophyta; Magnoliopsida; Fagales; Fagaceae
Product: late embryogenesis abundant protein At1g64065-like
Exons: 1
Coding region: 86-751 (221 amino acids)
Biological process (GO): defense response to other organism
Source: RefSeq, a predicted model, not a curated record
UCAGCACAAAAAGAAGGGUACCCAAUAAGCCAAUUAUGCCUUAUUAUAUAUCACCUAACACCAAUUCACUUUUCUUCUUCAACAUAUGGCCAUGGCUGAAAGAGAACAAAUCAAGCCCUUAGCCCCAACUGGCUACCAAACCAGCAGUAGUGAUGAAGAAAAAUUCCUUCCCAAGCAUUUGAAAUAUCACCAUAGAAAAUGCAUCAAGUGCUUUGGCUGCUUCACUGCCCUCUUGUUAAUCAUAGCAGUUAUCAUGUUAGUCCUAGCCUUCACUGUCUUUCACAUAAGAGAUCCAAUGGUGAGGAUGAACGGUUUGACUCUCACAAAUCUAAACCUCUCCAAUGAAACUUUACGUCAAGAUUUUAAUGUCACACUCAUCGCUGAUGUCUCUGUGAAGAACCCCAACGCAGCAACGUUUAGGUAUGAUAAUAGUACUACGACUAUUUAUUAUCAUGAUGCAGUUGUGGGUGAGGCUAGAAUUCCAUCGGGAAAGGCUAAGGCUAGGCGUACAGUGAGGAUGAACAUGACUGUGGAUAUCAUUGCCAGCAAGGUUUUGGCUGUUCAAAAUAUCAGUAGUGUUCUUAUUUCAGGACAAUUGAAUGUGAGCAGCUAUACAAAAAUCACUGGCCGGGUAAAGGUUUUGAACAUUGUAAACAAACAUGUUGUGGUGACUAUGAAUUGCACCGUGACCUAUAAUUUUUUGAGCCAGGGGAUUCAGUAUCAGGAUUGCCAUCCAUAUGUUCAUGUCUAGGAUUUUAAUAAUGUAUUUUUUAUUUUGGAAAUUCGGAUUCAGUUUUUUUUUC